Messenger RNA from Recurvomyces mirabilis, 1287 nucleotides. RefSeq lists its product as uncharacterized. The record is from RefSeq and is a predicted model, not a curated record. Lineage: Eukaryota; Fungi; Ascomycota; Dothideomycetes; Mycosphaerellales; Teratosphaeriaceae. The transcript is spliced from 2 exons. The coding region runs from base 1 to 1287 and encodes 428 amino acids.
AUGAGGCUGAUCAAUACCACUACGCUGAAGCUGGAGGAGUUCUUCGAUAAGUCUAUACCGAAUUAUGCCAUACUCAGUCACCGAUGGGAAGCCGAUGAGGUCAAUUACAAGGACUACGUCAAAGGACGCUACCAGACGACGCAGCAAGGCUACCAGAAGAUCAAAUCCUGCUGCGAGCUUGCUGUGCGGCGUGGACGGGGGUAUGUCUGGAUUGACACAUGCUGUAUUGACAAGCGCAGUAGUGCGGAGCUGAGUGAGGCUAUCAAUUCCAUGUACAAAUGGUAUCAGGACGCAGUGGAGUGCUAUGUAUACCUGUCCGAUGUGCAACCUUAUAUGGAAUCGCAGGACUGGCAAAUGCACUUCUCGUCAAGCGCAUGGUUCAAACGGGGUUGGACGCUUCAAGAGCUACUGGCUCCUUGCAUCACGAUCUUCUUCGCCGAUGACUGGUCAAUUCUAGGCAUCGGGACGAAUCGCCACAACUUCUCAGAUGACAAACGAUGGACCAUUGAAGGUCUCCCGCGCCUUGGCUCUCUGAUUCAGUCGAUCGUACGCAUUCCUAUCGAAGUUCUGCGCAAUCCUCAGAUUAUGUCAUUUUACAGCGUGGCACAGCGGUUAAGCUGGGCUUUCAAUCGGCAGACCACCCGCACCGAGGACGAGGCAUACUGCUUGCUGGGUAUUCUGGGCGUAAGUAUGCCCUUGCUCUAUGGCGAGGGCAACAAGGCCUUCAGGCGUCUUCAGCUCGAGAUCAUGAGGCAGACUGCGGAUGAGUCGAUUCUUGCAUUCAAUCGCUACGAGCCAUGGUUCAAAUACGGACACAUUGAGGUACUUGCACAUUCGCCUCAGCAGUUCCAGGAUGGUGGAGACAUGGCCCGGGCCCAAUUCAGUUCUAGACAACCUUUCACCUUCACAAAUAUGGGACUGGAGCUAUCCAGCUUGCGAGAACCAAAGACAAAGGAAUUUCCAGCUCGCAGAAUCAUGGAAGUCAAGGGCAAACGCACGACGAUACUGUAUUUGCUAGCCUGCUGUGCCAAUUCCAAGCGGGAGAUGAUCGGGUAUUGGUUGCUGCUCGUGAUGCAGUCGUGCGGACACUACUGCUUGCAAGCAGUUGGACAUGAUCUCGUAGCCCCCAAACGCUCGAGUCACGAUGAUAGCGGCCACUCUGUCUAUGAUCGUACACAUGAUGGGGGUCUCAAUGGCUCGUUGAUAUGGGCGGGGCAUGAUCUGGUGAAGGCGGAUUUGGAGAAUCGACCGAUACACGUACACAACCCUAACCAGAUGUGUCUCUAA